Exophiala aquamarina CBS 119918 is the source of this 1131-nucleotide messenger RNA. RefSeq lists its product as uncharacterized. Lineage: Eukaryota; Fungi; Ascomycota; Eurotiomycetes; Chaetothyriales; Herpotrichiellaceae. Gene Ontology annotation, cellular component: cytoplasm. The coding region runs from base 1 to 1131 and encodes 376 amino acids. Gene Ontology annotation, biological process: response to oxidative stress. The record is from RefSeq and is a predicted model, not a curated record. The transcript is spliced from 3 exons.
AUGAAUUGGUUCAAGCAACAGUUAGCUAACGUCGUCGGCACCGAAGAACCUGAAUACGGCCCCAGCGCUAUUCAGCCUGUCACGAAGCAGAUUGAAAAGAUCCCUUACUCAACCAUCGGCAGAGAUGACCUCAAAUGGAAGGUGAUGGACUCUACCAAUGUUGAGACAGAGACAUUCUACUUCAUGGGCGACGAUGGCACAACUUCCAUGGCACAGCUCAUUUAUAGUAAUGUCGGGGGCAUCCACACGACCGCUCAGUUCAACUCCAAGAUCUGGGACUAUGAUGGCCCCGGAAAGCACCUUUGGUGUUCCAACCCACUAAGUAAUUAUGGCUUCGACGAGCCUCAGACCGGUUUUUAUGCAGAUAAUGUGGCGAUUGAAUUGAAUGAGGCGGGUGACACCUACACUAUCAAGUCGGCCGAAAACGAGUCAUGCAUUGUGAAUUUGACUGUCACAAGAAAAGCCCCCGGCUUUCAAAUCGGUGAGAAUGGCACAAGCUAUUAUGGAACUGAUCCCGCAAAUCCAUGGGGCCACCUUCGACAUGCAUUUUGGCCCCGAGCCAUUGUCACAGGCACCAUGCAGACGCCCAAAAAGACAUACACCAUCGAUGGCAAGGCUCUCUACAAUUAUGCCAUUCAAGGAAUGAAACCCCACCACGCUGCCAUCAAAUGGAACUUUGUUAACUUCCAGACCCCGACAUACUCAGCACUUCUCAUGGAAUACACCACUCCUCUUUCAUAUGGGAGGACAGUUGUGGGCGUUGGCGGCAUUGCUAGGGACGGGGAAAUCCUCUUUGCUGGAAACGCCUCGGUCAAGCAUGUGGCUUCUAACCAGGAAUCCGAGAAUGAUUGGCCCGAGCCGACAACUGUUGCUUGGGAAUGGAAGGGAGAAAAAGACGGUAAACCUGCAACCGCCUCCAUAACGGGCGAUCUGCCUACUAGAACCGAUCGAGUUGAUGUUCUGGCCCAUCUUCCCGGUUUUGUCAAGUCCUUCAUCAGUGGCGCCACUGGCUUGAAGCCACACAUCUUCCAAUACAUCUCUAAGGACGCCCUAACUCUCAAAAUCAAGAUCGGUGAUGAAGAAUUCUCAGAGACAGGACAGCUUUUCUCAGAAGCAACAUUCAUAGCGUGA